GUUAAGCCACUCCUUAUAGACAUAUAAAUCCUGACCUACUUUGCAUUUAUAUUCAUUUUGUUGUGCAAAAAUGGAGACAGCUUUUACAGACAAGGAUACUUACCAAGACAUAUUUGAUCCACAUGCAUAUUGUAAUAUCUACUACGGCCCCAAAUCAGGACUUUUAGUAGUUGAUGGAUUUCUGGAUUUUGCACUGAAGAAACUUUGUGAUGCUUUCACUGUGCGAGGUGUGAAGGGAAAAACUCUAAUUGACAUUGGACAUGGACCUACCAUUUAUCAGGACCUCUCAGCUUGUGAAGCUUUUGAAGAGAUCAUUGGAGCAGACUACACAGAUCGCAAUAGAGAGUACUAUGAACGAAGCCUUAGAAAUGAGCCUGGAACAUUUGACUGGACAGGAGCUAUACAGAAAGUCUGUGACCUGGAAGGAAAAGGAAUGACGGUGGAAGAGAAAAGGAAGAAGUUGCAAAAUACAGUGAAGAAGACCAUAAAGUGUGAUGUUUUGAAAAGCAAGCCAAUGGAACCGCUAGUUCUGCCGAAGGUUGACUGUGUAAUAACUCUUGGGUGUUUGGAAUGUGCAUGCAGUGACCUUGAUACCUAUAGCAGAGUGCUUAAAAAUGUUGCAUCUUUGAUAAAAAUAGGAGGGCAUCUGAUUGUAACUGAAAUUCUAAACUGUAGCUCUUACUUACUUGGAGGUAAGAGGUUCUCCUGUUUGGUGUUGACUGAGGAGUUUAUGAGAAGAGCUAUUGUUGAGGCAGGCUUUGCCAUUGUGGAUUUGGAAGUCAUACCCAGAAAGUAUGAUAAAGAGCAAUAUGAGCUCUGUAACCAUGACUCCAGCUUGUUCGUGCUUGCACGAAAAGAGCGAGAUGUUUAGAAGAAACUUGAUAAAAUAUAGAAACAUCAUCACUGCUCACUUAUCUAUUACUACACUAUAGCUACUUAUUUUAAAUAAAAUAUAACA
This is a messenger RNA of Nanorana parkeri, 958 nucleotides long. RefSeq names its product indolethylamine N-methyltransferase-like. The transcript is spliced from 3 exons. Lineage: Eukaryota; Metazoa; Chordata; Amphibia; Anura; Dicroglossidae. The record is from RefSeq and is a predicted model, not a curated record. Gene Ontology annotation, molecular function: N-methyltransferase activity. Bases 71 to 871 code for a protein of 266 amino acids. Gene Ontology annotation, cellular component: cytosol.